AUGGCUGCCGCUACAACUCUCCUUCAGGGAGGGACCGUUCUCUACCACGGCAGAAAGGACAACGUCGAGGUGCUCCGCAACACCGAUAUUCUCAUCCAGGCCAACAAGAUCGUCAAGAUCGGACAGAAAUUGUCUGCUCCCUCGGGCGCGGCGAUUACCGACUGUCGCGGCAAGAUUAUUAGUCCUGGCUUCAUCGACACGCAUCAUCACCUGUGGCAGACGCAGUUGAAGGGUCGACACGCCGAACAGUCGGUGUUUGACUAUAUUCCCAGCGGAUUCUGGCAGAGCUACGUGUACAGCCCGCAAGACAUCUUUUGGGGCCAGCUCGGCGGUGCGCUGGAGUCGAUCGAUGCGGGGACAACGUUUGUGCUCGACCACGCGCACGGGUGCCAAACCAGGGAGCACGUCACCAAAGCUCUAGCAGCAACAUGUGCAUCUGGCAUCCGCUCCAUCUUUGCCUACGGCCACGCACCGUAUUUCACCAAGUGGGACAAAGACACGUGCGAACCGUCCAUGGACAUCAUGCCCAAAUCCACCAUGGACCAUCUCUUCGAACUCGCGGCGAAACAGCCCUUUGGCCACGGCCGCGUCACGCUCGGGUUCGCAUUUGACUAUUAUUUCCUGCCGCAGCAGGCCGUGACGGGCAUCUUUGAAGCGUUGAGAAACGCGGGCGUCAAAAACUUCACCAGUCAUUAUGCCAAGAAUGCUACCUUUGGUCAACACCCUCUAAUCAACACCCUCAACGCCUACGGACUGAUCAAGUCUCCGUCGGACAUUCUCCUCUCCCACGCCACGGGACUCACGGCGCAAGAAACCGAUCUACUCGUAUCAUCGCAAGUACCCGUGUCCUCGACGCCCGAGACCGAGUCCCAGAUGGGGUUCGGCUGGCCCAUCGCGUUCCAUCCCGGCGUCAACUUCAGCUUCGGCGUCGACUGCCACACCAACAACACGUCGUCGAUCCUCGGACUGGCCCGCUCGGCGCUGCAGAUGGCGCGGCAGCAGGGUAACCUGCCCAACGUCGAGCAGGGGGCCAUGGCACUGACGCUGCGCGGCAGCGCCGAGGAGGCGUUCAACGCGGCGACGAUCCGGGCCGCGCGCGCCGUGCAGCUGGGCGACAAGAUCGGGUCCCUCGCCGAGGGCAAGCUGGCGGACCUGGUCGUCUUCGACACGCUGCACAGCACGGGGAUGAGCUGCGUGGCGGACUCGGACCCGCUCACCGCGGUGGUCCGGCACAGCGACGUCCGCGACGUCGAGGCCGUCAUGAUCGACGGCGUGUGGCGCAAGAAGGACGGCAAGCUCCGCCCCGUCACCGUCGAGGGCACCAACGAAACCCUCGAGUGGUCGCACGUCCGGACCAAGCUGAGAGACAGCGCGGGCCAGAUUGCCGAGAAGCAAAAGGGGCUGAACAUGGACAAGGCCAAGGAGGCGUUGAUCGCCAUGUUUCGCAUUGAUCGGUCGAAGCUUGUCAAGGACGCGUAG
This is a messenger RNA of Fonsecaea pedrosoi CBS 271.37, 1479 nucleotides long. RefSeq lists its product as uncharacterized. NCBI's taxonomy places the organism in Eukaryota, Fungi, Ascomycota, Eurotiomycetes, Chaetothyriales, Herpotrichiellaceae. The coding region runs from base 1 to 1479 and encodes 492 amino acids. The record is from RefSeq and is a predicted model, not a curated record. Gene Ontology annotation, molecular function: hydrolase activity, acting on carbon-nitrogen (but not peptide) bonds. The transcript has 4 exons.